This is a messenger RNA of Theobroma umbraticum, 3502 nucleotides long. RefSeq lists its product as uncharacterized. Lineage: Eukaryota; Viridiplantae; Streptophyta; Magnoliopsida; Malvales; Malvaceae. The record is from RefSeq and is a predicted model, not a curated record.
GUGGACACAUAGAGAGAGACGCACGUGGGGCUGCAUGCCUCACCGCUCGCUGUUCUCAAACGAAAACCAGACGCCGAAGGCUCAUCUUUUUUAUUGCUAACCUCUCUCUCUCUCUCUCUCUCUCCCUUUAAACAUCAGUUUCAUUUCAUUCUUCUUACUUCUCAGUCCUAUCAUUAACUUUUUCUUGUUUGUAAGUGAACAAGUUGCUUCAACUUUGACAGUUUUCUGACUUUGUUUUCAAGAGAAACUUCCUGCUUUCUCUUUUGACAUAGACAUGGUCUUUCUUCUUGUAGACUUAAGCAUCUGAACAUCAACAGUAAACUAAACCAAUCUACUUUGGGUUUUCAAAAAACAAAACCACCUUUUUUAUGUGGGUUUCCCUUAAAGUUGCAUACUUUAGUUGCACUGUUUACUGACAAAAUAUUUUCUACUUUUCUUGUGAAGCUUUUAUCAGGGGUUUUCCUUGGUGGAUACUUUGGUUAUGUGAUAUUUGAUUUUAUUCGUUUUGGGAGUAGCUCCUCAGUUCCAAUGGUGGAACUUCAAUCCUGCGCCAGCUUGGUUAAUGCUUCUGCACUGUGUGCAAUAGAGCAAGAUAUGAAGGGAGAGAGUGUAAAUGUCAUUGCAGAGAUCGCAGCUGAGUUGCAAAGAGAGAGAGAAAAAAAUGCAGAGCUUAUGAAGAGAAUAUCUUCACUUGAAGCCCAAAUACAAGAAAGGGAGAAGGAAUCUCUUCUAACCAAUGAAAAACUGAAUCCAAGCAAAAGUCUACUGUCACUGCUUAAUGGCCUGGCCUCUUAUGUUCUCUCACAGGUCAGCUGUCUUGAUACCACAGAGAGAAGGUUCAAAAGACAGAAGAUAGAAACAUAUAGUCAUAGAACUGAAGAUGGAAAGAGUACCAAAACUGAAAUGGCCUCUAAAGCAGAGAAUGACACACAAUGCAUGCCUUCGAUAGAUGAAAAUCAGGACGAUCGCUUAGUUAACUGGAUGAGCAUGGACGAGACUCUUUUUUCGCAUUUUGAUAAAUUUAAAGACAGUGACCUUGCUGCAGAUCGUGAGGAUACAGAUGACAGUGAUGACGAAGAUGAAUAUUAUGAAGAGGAUGAUCCUAAUACUGGUUAUAAAGAUAGGGAAACUGAGGAAAAUCUAAGAAGUGCUAAUGAAGAACAACCUCAUGAGGAUGGUGUUGGCCCAGGAAUGCAAGUAUCUUGUCUGCAAAGUUAUUCCGCCAGUCAGAGUGAGCUGACAUUUACAAACACUAGCCAGUUGAUAAAAGAAAAUAGAGAAAAGAACUACACACUACAGGAUAUACAAGUAGCUUUUAACAGAAACAACCCAAAGUAUGUCAUGAAGGAAACAGAAAAGAAUGGAGAACACAAGUCUCCAGCAGAAAUGGCAACUUCUGGGCAAGAGCCUUGUCAUACAGUGUCUGGAAAGACAUCUUCAAAUAAGAAACCUCCGAAAGUUCCUUUCUGUCCAAAAGAAAUAAGAAAAAUGCUUGCAUCAGAUGCCCUUUUAUUCAAAAAUGCUCAGUCACACAGCAUAAGGAAGAUAAUUGUCUUUGCAUCCCUUGGCAUAAGGAAUGGAUGUGAAGAUAUGUAUGAGUUAGACUUCAAUCACUUCAGCAUUUUAAGGAAGGGGGAUCCGUAUGUUUCUUCAAAGAAUCCAGGGGAGCAUGUCCUAUAUGAGAAUCCUGGUGUCCAGCGGAAGGUUUUCUAUCCAAACCGACAGAAUCCAACACUAUGUCCUGUUCAAAUACUUGAGGAAGAGAAGGCUAUGCGUCCUACUGAUCCUAGCUGUCCAUCAUGCCUAUUUUUGUGCAUCAAGUAUGGUGGAAGGACAAGAAAUCUUCCUCAAAAUGAAUAUGUCAGGCAGCGAAUGGGAAGAAAUAAACUAAAGUCUUUCGGACCUGUCAUGUGCCGAAUGGCAAUGCUAGUCCAUAUUCGCAGUGGAAGCUUCUUCUUCAAGGCCUUGGGCAUCACACUUCUGUUCAUGGCAGGUUUUCCUGAUGACCUUGUUCAAAGAGAAACAAAGUACAGGAACUUAGACUUGCUGCAAAAGUAUUAUAGGACAGACGAAGAUGCUGAAGAUGAAGAGUUGUUUCUUUCACAUCCAAUAGCUUUUGACACUGCUAGUCCUAGUUCUCAGCAAUUAACUGGGAAGACUACCUCAACAAAAUCAAAGGGAAGAAGGCAGACAAACUCCAGCAGCAAGUCCCACAAUUUUCCAAAGGCCUCAGUUCAAGAAUCAGCACCGUCGAGCUCAACACCUGGUACCCAAUUUGGGCUGAUGGCCUACACCUCAAUCCAAACUCAUGCAAUGGCAGCAUUUCAGUCCACACAAUCACAGACGCCAGCUGAAACUACACAAAUCUCAAACCCAAUGAUGAAGAGUCUUGGAAACAAUGUGUCCUACCAUAAUCAAACCCCAUAUCACUUGUUUCCGCCACAACCAGCAAAUACUUUCAUGCCUAUGGUAUAUUGGCCUCCACCAGUUGUCUUUCCUCCCAUUACUUAUCCAACUUCAUAUGGUUAUCGAUCUCAUCCAACUAAUGCAAAUAACAUUUCCAUCCAUCCACAGUCUUACUACAAUCACCCUUCUUCCAGUUCUUUUAUCCCUAAGAUAAUAGAACGCAAUAGGAAGGAUGUUUCGGCAUCCUUGGCACUGGAUAGUGACUCAGAUAGCAGCUCUAGCAGUUCGGAAGAACCAAAAGAGGCAUUACCAAGCUGUAGGUAGUGGCCUGAAUAUGCAUAUACAAUGUUUCUUGUAAAUUAUCAUUACAGGAAAAGGAACUUGGUAAAAGAAAGCUGUGAUAUAAAUUCAUCUCGAUGAGCCUUUUCUUCACAUCAUGUGCGUGACUUAAAAGUUAAGCAUUCAUGUUCUUUCCACUGCUGCUUAGAUCAUGAUACAGAUUAAGUUUUUUAAUGGGGUAAGGAAUCUUGUUGUCCUGCAUUGCAACAUGUAUUUGAUGAGUAAGUUACCAAUCUGCCUCAAGCAUGCAAGAUCAUUAACCAUAAUUUGAUGAACAUUUUGUAGUCUGUUCAAACUCGAAAAUACAGCAGUGAACUGGAAACUUGAAAGUAUAAUUCCUGCUUCUGAUAAGCCUUUUGGGAUAGUGUACAGAAUUUUUGGGAAGGCCGGUGGCAAGCCUUAGUCCUGAUGGGUAUUUUAUUGGAAUUAAGGCUACUUCAGGAUUUUCAUUUGGCUUGUUCUUCAGAUUUAAAAUUCAAUGAUGUGAUGGUCAUCACCAUAACUGUCUGCCCAUGCUUGGAGCAUUUGCCUCCCAACUUUGAUAGUGAGACUCAGGCCCCACACCUUCAUUCUUCAUUCAUCUGUCUGCACUACAAUUACAUAUAUCAGUGGCGAACUACCAAGAGAUAAAUUUUCAUUGCAUUCAUAUGCUUAAAAUCUAUAUUUCUUGACAUAAUGGAAAAUCUUUCUUCUAUCAUCCAAGAUUCAACCUGUUUUAAUAUCCACUGUUGGCUAUUGUUUAUGCUUUUGCUGCUAG